CUCCUAUCAUAAACAGAUGGAUGGAACUGAUGUUGAUAUAUUUGUGUUGGGUUUGUUGAGUGACAGUCAGUCGGACAGAGGUUGCAGUGGAGUUCCUCAGAGAAUUGUUUUAGGUCCUGUCAUUUUUUUUCUGUAUGAUCAGUGUUUUGCAUAAAGCAAGAGUGGUUAGUGUGUCUGCCUCACAGUCCUGUUGUUAGGUGGACAAGUUUUAGCUAUGGACUUCCUGUGUGACCUUUGGCACAUUCUCUCCAUUUUUCAUGAAUAACUCUCAAUCAUCCAUGAGUGAGAAUGCUUCUUUGUCUACAUGCUCCCUUCAAUUGAACAAAGGAUCCCUUCAGUUCGAGGAUAAAUGGGACCUGAUGCGUCCCAUCGUACUAAAGCUGUUAAGGCAAGAGUCGGUCACCAAGCAGCAGUGGUUCGACCUUUUCUCAGACGUCCACGCUGUCUGCCUGUGGGAUGACAAAGGUCCCGCCAAGAUCCACCAAGCCCUUAAAGAGGACAUCCUAGAGUUCAUCAAACAAGCACAAGCACGGGUGCUGAGUCACCAGGAUGACACGGCCCUGCUGAAGGCCUACAUCGUAGAGUGGCGCAAGUUCUUCACGCAAUGCGACAUUUUGCCCAAGCCAUUCUGCCAGUUGGAGAUCACACUGAUGGGCAAGCAGGGCAGCAACAAGAAGUCCAACAUGGAGGACAGCAUCGUCCGGAAGCUGAUGUUGGACACGUGGAACGAGUCUAUCUUCUCCAACAUUAAGAACAGGUUACAAGACAGCGCAAUGAAGCUGGUCCAUGCCGAGCGGCUGGGGGAAGCCUUCGAUUCGCAGUUGGUCAUCGGAGUGCGAGAGUCCUACGUGAACUUGUGCUCAAACCCCGAGGACAAGCUGCAGAUCUACAGGGAUAACUUUGAAAAAGCCUACAUGGAUUCCACUGAGCGCUUCUACAGAACGCAGGCGCCCGCCUACCUCCAACAAAACGGCGUCCAGAACUACAUGAAAUAUGCUGAUUCCAAGCUGAGGGAAGAGGAGAAACGUGCACUACGAUAUCUGGAGACAAGGCGUGACUGCAACUCUGUACAAGCAUUAAUGGAGUGUUGCGUCAACGCUCUGGUAACGUCCUUCAAGGAGACCAUCUUAGCCGAGUGUCCGGGCAUGAUCAAGAGGAAUGAAACAGAAAAGCUGCACCUGAUGUUCUCGCUGAUGGACAAAGUGCCGAGCGGCAUCGAGCCCAUGCUUAAGGACCUGGAGGAACACAUCAUGAGCGCCGGCCUUGCAGACAUGGUGGCCUCCGCCGAGACCAUCACCUCUGACUCUGAGAAGUAUGUGGAGCAACUGCUCACGUUGUUCAACCGCUUCAGUCGGCUGGUGAAAGAAGCCUUCCAGGACGACCCUCGUUUCCUCACCGCCAGAGAUAAAGCCUAUAAAGCCGUCGUCAACGAUGCCACUAUAUUUAAAUUAGAACUUCCCAUGAAACAGAAAGGUGUGGGCUUGAAAACACAACCUGAGUCGAAGUGUCCAGAGCUGCUGGCCAACUACUGCGACAUGCUGCUCAGGAAGACUCCACUCAGCAAGAAGCUCACGUCGGAAGAGAUUGAGGCCAAACUCAAGGAAGUGUUGUUGGUUCUGAAGUACGUCCAGAACAAAGACGUGUUCAUGCGCUACCACAAGGCCCACCUGACCCGCCGCCUCAUCCUGGACAUCUCGGCAGACAGCGAAAUUGAGGAGAACAUGGUCGAGUGGCUCAGGGAAGUGGGAAUGCCGGCGGACUACGUCAACAAGCUGGCCAGGAUGUUUCAGGACAUUAAAGUGUCUGAGGACCUCAAUCAGUCUUUCAAAGAAAUGCAUAAACACAACAAGCUGGCUCUACCAGCUGACUCGGUCAACAUCAAGAUCCUGAAUGCUGGCGCUUGGUCACGGAGCAGCGAGAAAGUGUUUGUCUCGCUGCCCACGGAGCUGGAGGACUUGAUCCCGGAGGUGGAAGACUUCUACAAGAAGAACCACAGCGGACGCAAAUUACAUUGGCAUCACCUCAUGUCCAACGGCAUUAUCACCUUCAAGAACGAAGUGGGCCAGUUUGACCUGGAGGUGACGACCUUCCAGCUAGCUGUGCUCUUUGCCUGGAACCAGAGACCCCGGGAGAGGAUCAGCUUCGAGAACCUCAAACUCGCCACCGAGUUGCCCGACGCAGAGCUGCGACGCACACUCUGGUCCCUGGUGGCGUUUCCCAAGCUCAAGCGGCAGGUGCUGUCCUAUGACCCCGCGGUGUCGUCGCCCAAAGACUUUGCCGAAGGAACGUUAUUCUAUGUCAAUCAAGAGUUUUCUCUUAUAAAAAAUUCAAAAGUUCAGAAACGGGGAAAGAUCAACCUGAUCGGCCGACUGCAGCUCACCACAGAGAGAAUGCGAGAAGAGGAGAACGAGGGCAUCGUCCAGCUCAGGAUACUCCGAACACAGGAGGCCAUCAUCCAGAUCAUGAAAAUGAGGAAACGCAUCAACAAUGCCCAGCUACAAACAGAGCUGGUAGAGAUCUUAAAGAACAUGUUUUUACCACAGAAGAAGAUGAUCAAGGAGCAGAUUGAGUGGCUAAUCGACCACAAAUACAUCAAGCGGGACGAGGCCGACAUAAACACCUUCAUCUACAUGGCAUAGCACAACGGUUUGGACUUUUGGCUUUUUUUUUUGCCCCUUCUCAAUCGGGCCUGAUGGACGCU
Molecule: messenger RNA, 2701 nt
Organism: Hippocampus comes (tiger tail seahorse)
Lineage: Eukaryota; Metazoa; Chordata; Actinopteri; Syngnathiformes; Syngnathidae
Product: cullin-5
Exons: 19
Coding region: 258-2639 (793 amino acids)
Biological process (GO): ubiquitin-dependent protein catabolic process
Cellular component (GO): cullin-RING ubiquitin ligase complex
Molecular function (GO): ubiquitin protein ligase binding
Source: RefSeq, a predicted model, not a curated record